This is a messenger RNA of Oppiella nova, 1233 nucleotides long. Lineage: Eukaryota; Metazoa; Arthropoda; Arachnida; Sarcoptiformes; Oppiidae. The record is from the annotation of a GenBank genome assembly.
UGUUGCGAACAGUUUAACAUAAUUAUGGAAUCGCUAUGGGAUUCAUACAACCAAACGGUGACCACUUCUAGCGCGGACGAGAUGUCGAAGACCUUAUUUCAUUGGUUAGAACGCAACUGUUGUCUCAUUCAGUUGAGGAAAGAUGUGUUGAAUUCGUUACGCUUUCUCAGCACUUCAACAAACAUAUUGACUGAUCCCAAGUCAUUGCCAGACGAGGCUGUAUUGGCGGUCACGAAGAAAGAGAAACCAUUUCAGUCAGUCAUGGAUGACAGCGCAGGCUAUUCCAGAGGCAGCAGUCCGUUCAACAGCAGUGUGUUAACCGAGAACACCGACGAUUUCAUCGUUGGCGACCGCGUUUGGGUGAAUGGCACCAAACCCGGGUACUUGCAGUUCAUCGGUGAGACCAAGUUUGCGAAGGGCGUGUGGGCGGGCGUAGUGUUAGACGACUUCUCCGGCAAGAACGACGGCUCCAUUCACGGCGUCCGCUAUUUCCAGUGCGAACCCUAUCGCGGAAUAUUCGCGCGUUUGUAUCGUUUGACUCGAUUCCGGUUGGGAAGAGACGGCAAAUAUCACGCCGACGACUGCUUGUUGAAGACCAGAAGAUCCACAACACCUGAUGGCAGAGUGCGAACCACGACCACCCAAUACACUACCAGCCCUGCCUUUCACUACGCGCUGCCCACCCGUCCCUCCAAAGCGACGACUCGCGUGAUCACCACUACCGUCGACGACAACAACAACUGGAAUAACGGCCACUUUAAGAUCGGGGAACUGGUGGUCGUGGAUACGAAGGACAGGGGUUUCCAGCCGGGAAGGGUGCGCUACUUCGGCACCACAUCGUUCGCCACUGGGGUCUGGGUUGGGGUCGAACUCAAGGAGCCCUACGGCAAGAAUGACGGCACUGUCGCGGGCAAGAGAUACUUCACGUGUCCGAACCGAUACGGACUGUUCGCACCGAUAGACAAAGUGAUUAAAGGCGAGCCCCGCGAUACUUACACUAAGAUCCACACCAUAAACACCACUUCCGAGAGAACUCCCUGGAAACAGACCCGGUUCGCAUAUUAAACUUCUGUCAGUUUGGACUCAUGGGGAUUAGCCAUGGAUUAAGAAGUCAUUUAUAACUUUACUAUUACUUUGUGCUGUGUUUUGAUGCAAAACUUUUGAAUAACAAAUUCUGUGGAGAAAUACCUUUUUUGAAAUACUAUUCCUAUUAUAAAAUUUACAAUAAAAACG